GAGGAAGGAGGAAGAGGACGAGAGCAGCACGAUCGGGACUUCGCUCAUCAGUCGAGGUUUUUCAUCGGCCCUCGUUUGCCCCGAUUUGUUCCGUCGAUCCAUCGGUGGGUCAGUCAGUCAGUCGUUCCGCGCGCUGUGCCCGGCCUGGAUCGGAUUCUUCCGCUCGCCUUGCAGGGAUCUGAGGGAGUGACGGAUCCAGAAGGAGUCCGCUCGGCCAGCAAUUCUUCGCGAUCUUGUAAUUUCUCUCGCUCGUUCGCUAGCUCGCUCGCUCGCUCGCUUUGCUCGGGGCGUGAGUGAGGCCAUCGUUGGUCGUCGGGCGAAUUCCAACAGUUGGAGCUUAGAAACAUGAGUGGAGGACCAGAUCCCCUGUUCGGUUUGAAGAACAAUUUCUACCUGGGAGCGUUUCAGGCUGCGAUCAACGAGAGCAAUGUCGGAGGUUUGUCGGAAGCUGCCUCCGUCGAGAGAGACUGCCUCGUGUAUCGCUCCUACAUUGCUUUGGGAAGCUACCAGCUUGUGAUCGAUGAAAUUAGCAGCUCAGCUCCUACCGCCUUACAAGCUGUGAAAUUGCUGGCCAUGUACUUUCAAGGAGGCAGCAACAAGGAAAUGGCUUUGACCAGUAUCCAGGAGUGGUUAGCAGAUCCGGCAAUUGCAAGCAACCCUACUCUUAUCUUGGUUGCAGGAACCAUAUACGCUCAUGAGCGUAUGUACAAUGAUGCUUUGAAGAUUACACAUGUUGGAGGCACUCUUGAUUUGUGUGCCUUGAAUGUGCAGAUCUAUCUGAAAAUGAACAGAACCGAUUUCGCUGAGAAGCAGUUGAAGCUUAUGCAACAAAUUGACGAGGACCAUACUCUGACUCAAUUAGCGAAUGCCUGGUGCAAUAUUUGUGUCGGUGGAGCUAAGAUUCAGGAGGCAUUUUACAUUUUUCAAGAGCUUUGUGAGAAGUACACAUGGACUGUUCCUCUGAUGAACGGAAUGGCCAUUUGUUAUAUGCAUAUGGGUCGGUAUGGAGAGGCUGAGACAUUUCUUUUGGAAGCCUUGAACAAGGAUGCUAAGGAUGCGGAAACGAUAUCAAACUUAAUCGUCUGCGAUCUUCACCUAGGGAAGCCAACUGCACGAUACAUGAGCCAACUCAAAAUGUCGCACCCGGACCAUCCACUGAUUCAGCGAUCUACAACUGCUGAAAGCGCCUUCGAACGAGCUGUUCAACCUUUCGAGAGAGCUUAAGUAGAUCAGGUGUGAUUCGGCGCACAGCAUUCCGAUUUUUGGCCGAAUCUACUAGUUGUCUUUCAUAUAUUUUUUCCUCCCCAUCAUUAAUGCCUCAUUUAACCAAGAAGAGCAUUUUAGUCUCAUUUCUCUCUCAACGUCAUCAAGCAAUAGCAUCGACAAUCAUUGGCUAAACAGGGGUGGUAGGAGUCGCAACUUUCAAGCUUUCUCAUUUUGUCACUCUUCAAGUCUCAACCUGAGCGUAUGUACUGAUCCUUGCUUCUAUUUUUGAAUCCGACACAUUCGGACAAGGUUCUCGAGACU
Molecule: messenger RNA, 1527 nt
Organism: Marchantia polymorpha subsp. ruderalis
Lineage: Eukaryota; Viridiplantae; Streptophyta; Marchantiopsida; Marchantiales; Marchantiaceae
Source: the annotation of a GenBank genome assembly